GGGUCUUGUAUCGCAUGAGAGUCUACCAGUACGUCCAACGUUCUCUAGCACAUAACAGUGAAUCAUUCACUACAAUAAUUCGCAAAAAUUAAUAACAAAUCGUCAAAAGUAAACGAUAAAUCAUCAGUGACUGGAUUGGCUACUCAGGAGUUACUCGUCAGUGUCUGCAGUCUCAAUUAUUAAUCACCGGUUCGACUGAUUAAAAAUGGCGGAGCUGAAGCAGUUCAAGAGGUCGGAGAUUAAAGAGACCGAGUCUAAGAAAACGAGGUUUAUUAUUCACGACAAAGUUUACGAUGUAACGGCAUUUUUAAAUGAACAUCCCGGUGGUGAGGAAGUGCUCCUCGAUCAUCAUGGUAAGGAUGCAUCUGAGGAUUUUGAUGAUGUUGGACAUUCCACGGACGCUAUGGCCAUCAUGGAGAAAUAUCUAGUUGGGGAGAUUGUCGCCGAGGAGAGGACAAACAGUAAACCGAAACAGGGAUGGGUAGCUGGACAAGGGAAACCAGAUGAUGCUAAUUCGUCCGACAAUUUUUAUCUGUACGUCGUUGGUGUCAUAGCACUUAUUAUCGGUUUCUGGUGGCUUCAAAGUGCGUAAUUUAUUCCGGUAAUUGGAGGGAGUUUCCAUGCAAAUUGUGUCACAUUCCUGUAUUCAACAGCUAGAGUUAACAAAUUUAUUAAUUAAAUUCUCUGGUAAAUUUCAUCGGUGUGUUAUUGCUGAUGAUUUUUUUACGUUUUGGAAGGGGAGAGCGAAUAAAUAUUAUCAUAAAUUUA
This is a messenger RNA of Diachasmimorpha longicaudata, 768 nucleotides long. RefSeq names its product cytochrome b5-like. Gene Ontology annotation, molecular function: heme binding. The record is from RefSeq and is a predicted model, not a curated record. Gene Ontology annotation, cellular component: intracellular membrane-bounded organelle; membrane. NCBI's taxonomy places the organism in Eukaryota, Metazoa, Arthropoda, Insecta, Hymenoptera, Braconidae. Bases 206 to 592 code for a protein of 128 amino acids. The transcript is spliced from 2 exons.